Messenger RNA from Drosophila ananassae, 3166 nucleotides. RefSeq names its product transcription factor SPT20 homolog (gene spdo). Bases 1180 to 2841 code for a protein of 553 amino acids. Lineage: Eukaryota; Metazoa; Arthropoda; Insecta; Diptera; Drosophilidae. The transcript is spliced from 2 exons. The record is from RefSeq and is a predicted model, not a curated record.
GGCAAAGCCUCCUGUCCGGCCGAAAGGCAAUUGGGUUGGCCAACGCACAGCGCCGCACAAAGGCCCACUGGCGCUUCCAAUCUGCAGGGCUAUGCAAGGCUGCCUCAAUAUGCAUAUGACUGCCUAAAAUUUGAAUGAAAACCGCGAUCGGGAAAGGCAGGGCAAGUUUUUGGAAUUUGUUCCUGUGCCAGGGAAAUGUAACGGUCGCUUGAGCCACCAAAAAGGCAGGGGAGGGGUUGCCUUUGGGGAAGGUUUCUGUUGAACAAACAUUCUAGCCAAAUAAGUCAAGGGUGUCAACGACUAGGGAAUACCCUAGAACAUAGAAAAACCUUGGAGUCAGAAAAAUAAAAAAACUAUCCAAACUUGAAUUAUACAUAUUUAUUGUCAGAGCUUUAAUUUAGAAGACAUCUUUAACACCAUUUGAUUUUCAUAAAUAUAAUAGUCAGAGUGUUUUGUUUGCAUUAAUUUGAAACAUUGAUAAUCUAGUUUCUAUUUGACAUUUUGUUGGCAUAGAUAUGUGCAUAUUAAGUAUAAAUUUGAAUUAAUAUUAAUAAUUCAGAAGUAGAGAAGCUGAUGUGCUGACAGGCUUUUAAAAACCUGACGAGUAUGAGCCAAAACAAAACAUCACUAAUGCCUCAAUAGUGAAACCAAAAUACCCAUCCUGGUUCAAGAGGUAUCAAAAUAGCAUUAAAAAGCCAGGAGGGAGCGCUCUGCAGUUAUGAGUUGGUAAAUAAGAAUUAAAAACGCUGAUAAACCGAACCAAAUGAAUGCCGGCUGCUCCUGCUUAUUUAGUGUCACGGUCUUAGGAACUGGGUUUUCAACCCUCGUUCUCUCAUUUGGUUUUCGGGCAGGAGCAGAUGUUUCUGGCUUAAUGGAACGCGCCAAACACAGAGCCGGGGCAUUGUGCGGUUCGUUCUACGGGUGUCUUAUGUACCAGCUAGUACAUGGCCCUGGGGAUGAGGAGAGGGCGGAUCGGGGAGGGGCACGAUCCACUCGACUGCGCGCCGGCGCAGGAAGUGGAGGAAGUCUGGAAGUUGAGGAGCUGCGGCCUGGAACGAACCGUCAGUUCAGUUGAGUCGCAGUUGCCGAACGGAGCGGAUCGAUCUUGAGAGUGAAAAGUGCUUGGCAGUGAAAAUAUAACCCCUUGAAUACCAAAAUAGAAACCAGUACAGUGCGAUCAUGUCGCAUCACAAUUACACCAAUCCGGCUUUUUGCCAAAACAGUGAAUUUUAUCCUGUUUCCAGUAAUAAAUCAGCUCACGUAGAGUCCAUUUAUAACAGGAGCUUGCAAAUGAGUUUUGGGGCAGCUCCUCCGCGAUCGGCAAACGCCACACCGACCAGAAAGGGCCAAAUGCAACGUAGCAUGUCCACGCGUUCGGUGACGCGGAAGCAAUACCAACAGCAACAGCAGCAACAUCAGAUAAAAAACCAGCAACAGCAGACCAAUCAGCAGCAAUCCAGUGGUCGGUACGCCUUGGUUCCCUUGGAAGAGUUGAACACCAGCAGAGCUGGCAGAUAUGCAAUAGUUCCUGGCCAGGCGGCUCAGAGGUUGGCCAGAUCCCAGGAUAAUCUAGAUCGGUAUGGCUCCCGGUAUGGCAUACACGAGGACGAGGAGCCGCACUCUUUCCACGAGGAGCCCUACCAGGAGACCCAGUUCGCCAGCUUGCCGCCCAUGAUCAAUCUGCCCCCGAAACCUAUCGCCCGGAACAACAACAAUAGCCAAGCCCCCAAUCAAUCAAUCAAACACGCUUUCAGCAGCGACUUCGGCAGCAAAACCUUCCUGAUUGUGGAUAAGAACAGCAAUCAGAGAUACCAAAUGGUGCCCACCGCUGAAGAUGAGGAGCUGGUGGACGAAAACCAGGAGAUUAUCCAAAUGCACAAUGGCCGAGCCCACAGGUAUGCCAUGAUACCAACAGAUGUGGACGACGAUGAAUUGCCGGAGCAGGAUCAGGAGGAGCAGCAAGAGACCUGCCUGAGCACCACGGAGAUAUCCCAACAGUUCGCAGCCAGGACAUCUACGCCGCAGCAGAGGAACGCGGCGGCGGCAACCAGGGCGCUGCAUGAGCUUCUGGUCACCCCAAGAAAAAUGCAACCUCCACCGAGGCUGGCCCAUUCCACGCCCCGAAAUGCCGCCCACCUGGAGCAGUUGCAGCUGGAGCGCAAGUUGCAAAUCUACCAGAGCCAGCAGGUGCUCAGCCAGUUGGGAUCAGGACCACCCGCCCUGCCCCUUCGCCAGAACAGACUUUCACCCCAGAGACUGCAUUACGAGACAGUGAAACCAGCUCCGUUGCAGAUAGCAGAUCGUUCGAUGGCCGUCAUAAGUCCAAGGGUUCAUGAGCAACAGGAAAGGGAACAGGACAUGAGCAGUGUCCAGGGGAAGUCCCAGAACAAUAACUCCUACCCGCAGAAGCUGGCAAAUGCCACUAUUACCUUGGCCGUGGUGUCCCUGAUGAUGGUGUUGGGCAGCACCAUGAAUGCUGGAUUGGCUAUCUAUAUGAUUGCUCAUUUUGGAAAAUCAUUUUUCCUACAAUUCAGCCUGGCCUCCUCCUUUUGUGCUGUAGGCCUUGGAUUCCUUGGAUUCCGAUCACGUCACUGCGAAUGGCUGCCAAACAGGAGCUACAUUUCCGGCUAUAUUCUGGUGACGGUCUUUUGCCUCUUCAAGUGUUGCGGCCUGCUGGUGAUUCUUGUUUGGAAUCCCUUCCCAGGCCUGCCCAUCCACGACAUAACUUCAGGAGUCAUCCUUGGACUAUCUACCUUCACCCUAGUGUUUAUUGGCUUGGGCGUGCUUGGAAGCCUCUGGUGCAACCGCCCUCCGCCAGACAAUCGCGUGAAUGUGGUUUAAUUCCAAAUAAAAACUAAAUUCGAGACCUAAUAUUAAAAUAGUUGUACACCAGAUCCAAUAACAACAUAAAAAACUUGGCACACCGAACGGCUAAAAGACCAAAAAGAAGUAUUAGACUUUUAAAUAGAGGAAGUUCAUCAUCCCCUGAAAAGACUGUAAAUAAUAAGUGGGUUGUACUUACAUCAUAAUAUUUAAUUCUAUGCUAAGAACGGUUAUUCAUUAUUAAAUUAUUACAUGUAUUAGUCUAAGAGAGUUAAAAGUAUAUGAGCAUCAAAUAAAUAUAUUUUUUCUAACAACAUUAAAGAGGUUAUCACUCAUGAUUUAA